Brettanomyces nanus is the source of this 927-nucleotide messenger RNA. RefSeq lists its product as uncharacterized. The record is from RefSeq and is a predicted model, not a curated record. Lineage: Eukaryota; Fungi; Ascomycota; Pichiomycetes; Pichiales; Pichiaceae. The transcript has a single exon. Gene Ontology annotation, molecular function: ATP-dependent FeS chaperone activity; ATP binding; 4 iron, 4 sulfur cluster binding. Gene Ontology annotation, cellular component: mitochondrion. Bases 1 to 927 code for a protein of 308 amino acids. Gene Ontology annotation, biological process: mitochondrial respiratory chain complex I assembly; iron-sulfur cluster assembly.
AUGUCUAUGAUUGGUCUGCUACAGAGGGCUAGACUUGGAAUAAAUGGAAGAGGUUCAGCACGAUGUAACAUUCAUAUCACCUCUCAUACAUUAUCACACUCUAAUCCACUCGGACUACCGAACUUUAAGCCUGUCGACACCAGAUUACCGGUGAAGCAUACUCUUCCAGGAGUAAAGGAUAUCAUAUUGGUGUCAUCAUGUAAAGGAGGAGUUGGAAAAUCGACGGUAUCUACAAACUUGGCAGUGGCACUAAGAAACCUUGAUCUGAAUGUAGGUCUAUUAGAUGCAGACAUAUUUGGACCGAGUAUUCCUAAACUCAUGAAUUUACAUGGUGAACCGAGACUUUCUGAUAGAGGGAAGUUAAUACCUUUGCAAAACUAUGGUAUUCAGACGAUGUCAAUGGGAUAUCUUAUUCCAAACGAGGAUAGUCCUAUAGUUUGGAGAGGACUUAUGUUACAGAAGGCUCUCCAACAGUUGAUCUUUGAUGUGGAUUGGAACCAUCUAGACGUUUUAGUGGUAGAUCUACCACCUGGAACAGGCGACAUUCAAAUUACUAUUGGACAGAUGCUUAAAGUUAGUGGUGCAGUGAUAGUUUCCACCAGUCAGGAUUUGGCACUAACCGACGUUAAAAAGGGCAUUUCCAUGUUUAACAAGGUUCAAAUUCCUAUCUAUGGACUUGUAGAGAAUAUGUCUGUAUUUGUAUGUCCAAAUUGUCAGCACGAGGAGCGUUUAUUCGGGGACAGAGGAGUGUUAAAAGAAGCAAAAAGAUUGAAUAUCGAUUAUUUGGGAUCGAUUCCAUUGAAUCCUCGAAUUUGUACGAGUUCAGAUGAAGGAUUCCCUGUGGCUGUUGACCCAAAUGAAUCAUUGGCCAAGCCGUACUACGAGAUAGCGAAAUCCCUAAUAGGAAAAAUCAAGGAGCGCGCCUAA